This is a messenger RNA of Oryzias melastigma (Indian medaka), 2260 nucleotides long. Its product is annotated as protein limb expression 1. The transcript is spliced from 6 exons. Gene Ontology annotation, biological process: autophagosome maturation. NCBI's taxonomy places the organism in Eukaryota, Metazoa, Chordata, Actinopteri, Beloniformes, Adrianichthyidae. The record is from RefSeq and is a predicted model, not a curated record. Gene Ontology annotation, cellular component: cytoplasm. The coding region runs from base 808 to 1818 and encodes 336 amino acids.
CAUUGGCUGCAAUUAAGCCGACAUAGUUUCCAAAGCAUCUUUUCUUAAUACUGAACUUCUAUCUCUAUGGUUAAUUGGGCUUAUGGUAAAAAAAAAUCUUUACUAGGAUGAAACAUGUUCAAAAUGCUGGAAGAACUGUGCUGGCAAAGAAUUUGGCGCCUGUAAGGAAAAGAAUUUGGUAGCUAAGAAACAACUUUUUCUCUGGAUAAUUUAUGUGUAAGAAGCUUUCAGAAGUGUGGUGAAUGGAGAGCUGAACAAUACCCAUUCAUGUUGAGGCAUUUGAAUGGAGCUCCGGUUGUGAACCCCGUAGGUCAAUAAUAGCCCACCCCCGCAUAUCAUUUAAACACAAAUCAUUUAUUUUUAGGAUGUAUGACAUAAAAUUAAAAUAAAACAUAAAUUUGACAUGUUUCCCUUUUCUUUUUGGAUUUGUUAGUUGUGCAGUCUGGUUCAACUUCGUUCAGGUCUUUAAAGUGUCUGGCCCUGGUCUGGGAUUAGCCAGCUGGAGGAGUGAAGGGGAGGGCCCGACAUUCCUGCCCCGCACCUCUGAGUGUGCAGAGGCUGAGGGGCCUCUCAGCUAAUUGGCAGGGAGAGUAACAAAGGUUGUGUGCCUUAAAAGAGAAACCCUGGUGGGAUGUUCAUAAGGGCAACGGGAAAGGCAGAGAGAGUGUUAAACGUAGGUGGAGACGCCUUGAUGUUUGGAUUUUUCCUGAGAUUGGGAGAGUUGCUGCUCAUUUAAGGGGUCAGGUCCGGUUGGAUCUUGUAAAUGAGGAGAGAAACUUCCUGUCCAUCAGUGGAUCUUAACUUAGGAUGAGCUCCAAAGAAAUGGAGGAGAGCAUCAUAUCCUAUUUGUCACAGAGUGAGACGGAUGACAACCCCAAAAACUUGAAUGUGGUGGCCAUUCUUCACAAUUUUUGGGAGCAGAAGCAGAGAGCUCAGUCGGAUGAUUCCUCAGCUGGAUCAGAGAUGGAGAGCCUGCUGUUGUACGAGUCUGCAUCUUCCCCCGGUCCUCCAUACGUCUGCUAUGUCACACUUCCUGGAGGAAGCUGCUUUGGUAACUAUAAGGUGUGCGACACACAAGCCGAGGCUCGAAGGGAUGCAGCUCGUGUGGCUUUGAUGAACUCCCUUGUGAACGAACUCCCAUGUCGACGCAUCAGCCCCGACUUCAUCUUUCAGAGUCUACAGCAGGCGGCCAAAGAGAAUCCUGUCCUCAUGAAAGAUGCACAUGAUCCAAAUACAAGCAUAGGAACCUACAACUUGCUGCUCCACUCCUUUAUGGGAAGGACUAUGCUGGAAUUCCAGGAGAUGAUGACCGUUUUCCAGCUGUUGCAAUGGAAUGGAACACUGAAGGCUUUAAGGGAAAGGCAGUACUCUCGACAGAGUGUGAUUGCCUACUACUGUCAGCGAGGCCUUGAUGAGUACAUGCACAGCAGCAUGGCUUUGGACUGGCUGGGGCGAGAGCAGAGAUCUCCAGGACUUCUUGGACUUGAGCUGCAGGUGGCCCAGAAGGAGUUGGUGCUGGCAAGGCGACGAGGCAUAGAGUUACGCUUCUACAAGGAGAAGAACGACAUACUUAGCUUGGCCCUGAGUCAAGCAUACAUUCAACACCCACCUGAAAUGUUUGAACAGGAAUCCAACCACACCUGCGAGCAAGAACAGCUUCCUUUGCACCCACUGCACAGCUGUGAUGCAGAUGCUCAGAUAUCCCAAUGCUAUAGCCCAUCACCAGUUUUUAAUAAAAAGAUAUCAGACACCGGCACUUCCUUCAGCAGUCCAUCACCAUCAUCACUGCAGGCCUUGAUGGCUUUCAGCUCUGAAUAGAUACAAUAAUCAAAAGCUGGAGUUCUAUCUGUGUGUGUUUUUAUUUGAUUUUAGUUUAGUCCUAAGAAUGGGCCAAUGACUUUAAAUAUAAAGCUCUUUGUUUAAAAAUGUGCAAAGGUCUUCAUUUUUAUAUACAUGUUUUUAUUUUUGUUAUUUUUGUAUUAACAGGAAACUUUAAAGGUAACAAGCAUAGCCUAAAAAUAGUCUUUAAAAAAGGAAAUAUUAAUAUUUUUAUUUUAAUAUAAAUACUUUUAAUUUACAUAAUGAUUCGACAAUGCUUCACCUCUGCUGCUAAUGUUCUUUUUGAUGCAUAAUUAAAUAAAUAACCAUUGGAAUUGUUGUAGAAAUAAACCUUUUCUCACAUUUCUGGUCAGUUAUUUGUCAUUUGUAUUACAUAAUACUUUUCCGGCUUUAAUUUAGACGUUAUUAAUAUUCGGGAGAU